UCUGGGAUCUUUUGAAGGUAGAUGAUUCUGUGGAUCCUGCAAGCAUGGAGAGCUGGAGAUCUCUCCGGUUUGUGGCCAAUAUGAGCGAUCUGGUGAAAGCUGCACCCCAGGGUUGCGAUAAUGGGGCUCUCAUGGAUCGUUUUGGGGUCCUCAUCCAAGCUGUAUUAGCUGUGGUGGCGUUCAGCACUCUAAUGUUGAAACGUUUCAAGGAGCCAAAGGAUCAACGACGUCCAUGGAGGAUAUGGUUUUAUGAUACUUCAAAGCAAGCUAUUGGUGCUUUGUUCAUUCAUUUCACGAAUGUCUUUCUCUCUGACCUGACCGAAGAAGACCCCUGCUCUCUGUACCUAAUGAAUUUUCUCCUGGAUGCCACCCUUGGAAUGCUAGUAAUCUGGAUAAGCGUGAAAAUUGUUACAACCAUAGUGGAACAACGGCAGUACACAAUAUUGAUAUUUGGUGAAUAUGGGGACCCUCCUCAGGCCGCUGCUUGGCUUGGACAGUGCGGGCUUUAUCUUUUAAUAAUGGUUGUAGAGAAGACCAUAAUAAGCCUUGUUUUGCUCAUUCCUGGCUGGACAAAGCUUCAGGAAAGUCUGCUGGACUACAUUCCAGAUCCUCAGCUCGAGCUUGUUCUGGUGAUGCUGGUGGUACCUUUUAUAGUCAACGCUAUAAUGUUCUGGGUGGUGGACAGUUUAAUAAUGAGAAAGUACAAAAGAGUGAACACUAGUGAUUGUGUGAAAAGUGACUUGGUUACAGAGAGAUGUCCCUCUGCAAAGGAUGAGGAAAAGCAGGUUUUGCUUGGAUCAGAGUCUUGUUAAAAGAUUAGAUCUGUAGUGCGCCGGUCUGCGUUAUCACGACAGCCUGGAAGACGUAAAACAAAAAUAUGCUGCAAUGUGUCAUUUAUUAAAUGUUUCAUGACUUAAUUAGUA
Spea bombifrons (plains spadefoot toad) is the source of this 923-nucleotide messenger RNA. RefSeq names its product store-operated calcium entry regulator STIMATE-like. NCBI's taxonomy places the organism in Eukaryota, Metazoa, Chordata, Amphibia, Anura, Pelobatidae. Gene Ontology annotation, cellular component: membrane. The transcript has 8 exons. The record is from RefSeq and is a predicted model, not a curated record. The coding region runs from base 45 to 812 and encodes 255 amino acids.